Molecule: messenger RNA, 635 nt
Organism: Cynoglossus semilaevis (tongue sole)
Lineage: Eukaryota; Metazoa; Chordata; Actinopteri; Pleuronectiformes; Cynoglossidae
Gene: cxcl14
Product: chemokine (C-X-C motif) ligand 14
Exons: 4
Coding region: 257-550 (97 amino acids)
Biological process (GO): immune response
Cellular component (GO): extracellular region
Molecular function (GO): chemokine activity
Source: RefSeq, a predicted model, not a curated record
AAACGCCCAGGACGCGCAGACAGAGUUGCACAAUCAGCGCCUCUCCACAGAGAAAAAGCCUCUGCGCUCCUUCACUUCACUCCACUGCUCUUCAUUCAGCCAGCACUCGACUGCAAGUGGAUAUUUGUUUCGCCUCUGAAGACUUUUUGUGCAAUUUUUUUCCCGUGCGUUAUACGCGCAGAGAGACAGUUAAAGAGUUUGGCAUUUGGAGGAGACUUAGUGAGAGACAAAUCUUUCUUUUUAAUCACUUGGAGCCAUGCAUCGGUGCACCGUGGUGUUAGUGCUGUUAGUGGUGGCCUUUCUGAGUGCAGAAGCCUACAAGUGCAGGUGCACCAGAAAAGGACCAAAGAUCAGAUAUAAGGAUGUGCAGAAGCUCGAGAUCAAACCCAAACACCCGUUCUGCCAGGAGAAGAUGAUAUUUGUGACGAUGGAGAACGUGGCUCGGUUCAAAGGGCAGGAGUACUGUCUUCAUCCCAAACUUCAGAGCACCAAGAAUCUGGUGAAAUGGUUUCGCAUCUGGAAAGACAAGCACAGGGUGUAUGAAGCCUAAAUACGGGCCUGUCGGCAGAUGGGGGCUGAAUGAGACAACCAAAAGCCACCAUCACCAACAGGGCUGUUUGUGAAGCACGACCUUA